AAAAUCUACAUCAUUCUUUUUAAUUAUUUUCUCUUCCUCUAAGUUUAAAAAAAAGAUAUGACUUCAUGCAAGAUUAAGCGUUAUCCAUGCUAGCUGUAGAAUCAAACACAUGUUGGAGGGAAACUGUAGAGGUCAUUUGGUCAAUUUCCCUUUUACUGAAGCAGAUCAAAUACGUACAGAACUUUCUUAAGUGGUGUUUGUGUGGUUUUGGUGUUUGCCAUUUGUUAUUCAGAAGCCUCCCAUAAUGCAAAUUCCACAGCUUCUUUAAGUUGCUUCCUUUAGCAUUUCACUGUUAUUCUAGCUAUUUCCCAAACAUACAGAAUUAACCUAAAUAUCCUGUUGUAGACAAAACCAAUUACAAGGACAGUAGCUGGUCAGCACUCUCUUUAUGCUAGUCUAUCAUGCAUAUGGAGACUGUCCUCAUCAGUUCUCUCCUUUGUAGACUGGACCUACCUGAUCUAUUUUAAUCUUUCUUUAUUCUUUUUUCUCAACAUUAAAACUUUCAUUUAAUGUGCAUUAACAACUUUCUUAACAUGCUGUGCUUCAAAUGGGUCACAGCACUCUUUGCAGCUGUUUACUGGUGUCCUCCACUCUAGACUCAGGGCAGGAGAAAAGCAGAAGCAAUGACUGGUGUAGUGAGAACACCUGCAGAAGACCUGGCAAGGAGUCAAUGACUGCAGAGUACAUGGUAGCAGUCCCAAGUAUGUGAAACCACACACUGACCAAAUUCCCAUCAGGGCCAGGCACGCAUAUUCCGGUUUGUCAGCAACGUCUAGCUCCUUCCCGGGCAGUAGCUACUCAAGGUUAGCACAGCUGAGAUAAGUAAACAGCUCUAGUAGAUUUAAGGGGCCCUUAGGAACAACAAGUUGAGUCCCACACGUGUCUGGUCUGUGUGUCCUGGCUGUGUGUCUGACUCGUACCUCCAGCAGCCUACCUUCGGCGAUCCCUCCUCGCGGUUCCCGGGGCUCCCUUUGCAGUCUGUCGUAAAGCAGCAAUUCUCUUGGGCAGCAAAUGAGAGGAAAAGACCCAGCCUUGCAUCAAACUCAUCAACAGCUUGAGAGGCCUCAGAGCAGAAGAGGAUCUGGCUUUUCCAGCAAUUGCAGGGACUGGAGAUGGGAAUUCAGCAAAAGCUCUGUUCUAGAAGCCCUGUCUGUAUUGCUGCUCCUAGAGACUGUGAUGUCUUUUAGAGCUCAGCCUGAAGACAACUAAGUGCACAGACCAGUGGGAAGGGAAGAAAUUUAUGCAGAGAUGGGGCAAGAGCCUUGUAGACCCUCAGAAGUGAGACUGACAGCAGUUUAGUAAGAAGAGAGGAAGCUGCUGAGUCCAUCCCUUUUUCAAAGAAAGGAGAGCCUGUUGUGCCUGUUUUUAUGGCAUUUUUAUUUUUGCUUUCCAAUAUCCCCUUUGGCAUAUUCUGUUUCUGCGUAGCACAUGCCAAACGAGAAGGAACAUUGCUGCCACAUUAAAGAGAAGCUGUACAGAAGACUGGCUGGACCGGACAGUAAUCGUCUUUUAGUGAAACAGUUAUGAACAAUGCACGUGAUAAGCCAAGAAAUCAGGAGGUCAUGGAUGGUAAACGUUUGCAUCUUUUUCCAGAGGAAAGAAAUGCUGCGUUACCUUUCGGAAAAGCACUUGUAGAUGCUUCUGCAGUACCUCUUCCACCAGAUUUAGAUGACCAAGAAGCUCCUCCAAACCAAAACAGGAUGGCGUUACAGGCACCAAUGCGAAAGUCUGCGUUUCAGAGAAAGCCUCCAGAGCAGCAGAAACAGUUGGAGAAACUAUGGUUCCGAGUACAGCAUGAGCAGACGGAAGAACACAUCUUGUACAACCAAUACGAGCAAAAGAUCCGCCCCUGUAUUGAUCUCAUCGACAGCCUGAGGGCUCUUGGAAUAGAAAAAGAUCUGGCUUUGCCUGCAAUUGCAGUGAUUGGAGACCAGAGCUCUGGAAAAAGCUCUGUCCUAGAAGCCCUGUCUGGUAUUGCUCUUCCUAGAGGAAAUGGUAUUGUUACUAGAUGUCCCUUGGAACUUAAACUCAAAAAAUCACCUGCUACACAGAAAUGGAAAGGGAAAAUUAGUUACCGCAAUACCAGUGAAGAGCUCAAUAACCCCUCAGAGGUGGAGAAAGCAAUAAGAGGAGCCCAGAAUGUUGUGGCUGGUACUAAAGGUGCCAUUAGUAGCGAACUGAUUUCCCUAGAAGUCUGGUCCCCUGCUGUCCCAGACCUGACACUAAUUGAUCUUCCUGGAAUUGCUAGAGUGGCUGUAGGAGAUCAGCCAGCUGACAUUGGGGAACAGAUCAAAAAGCUACUUAAAAACAUUAUUUGCAACAAAGAGACACUCAAUUUGGUAGUGGUGCCCUGUAAUGUGGAUAUCGCAACAACAGAAGCACUGAAAAUGGCUCAAGAGGUGGAUCCCAAGGGAGAAAGGACGCUAGGAAUCCUCACAAAACCUGAUUUGGUGGACAAAGGAACUGAAGAGUCUAUUGUUAACAUAAUACGAAAUGUGAUCGUCCCACUCAAAAAAGGUUACAUGAUCGUGAAGUGUCGCGGGCAACAGGACAUCCGCAACAAUCUGACCUUAGCCUCUGCAAUCCAGCAGGAGAAAGAAUUCUUUGAGACUCAUCAACAUUUUAGCAUUCUUCUGAAUGAAGGAAAGGCUACCAUCCCUUUUCUGGCAGAGAAGCUCACAAGUGAACUUGUGGGACAUAUCAUUAAAACUUUGCCUACAUUAGAGAACCAAAUACGCAGUGAACUCCAAAAAACACUGCAAGAACUACACAAAUACAGACAAGGCAUGCCCACAACAGAGUCUGACAAGCUGAUUUUCCUCACAGAUCUAAUCAAACUGUUUAAUGAAGAUAUUGCUCAUUCAAUGCAUGGAGAGGAACAUUUGUCUGGAAACGAAAUCAGACUGUUUACAAAAAUCCGCAGAGAGUUUCAGAAUUGGGAAGAAGUCCUCCAAGACAGUAGUAAAAAGGUUACAAAAAUUGUACCUAAAAAAGUGUGGAAAUAUGAAAGCCAGUAUCGUGGACGGGAGCUCCCAGGCUUUACCAGUUACAGGACCUUUGAGGACAUUGUAAAAGAGCAAAUCAUGGAACUGGAGGCACCAGCUAUUGCAACACUGAAUGCCGUGGUCGAACUGGUUGAAAGGUCUUUUUUGGAAGUCACUAAAAAGCAUUUUGCUGAUUUUCACAAUCUAUAUAGAGCUGCUAAGGCCAGAAUUGAAGACAUGAAAGAGCAACAAGCAGCAGAGGCCGAAAGAAACAUCCGGACCCAGUUUAAAAUGGAGAAAAUUGUAUACUGCCAGGACAACAGUUAUACGGCUUCUUUAAAAAUGGUUCAGGGAAAAAAGCAGCACAGAGAGGUGAAAGCAAACCCAUCAGAGCUGAACUUUGCAGCCGUUUCAGUGCAAGAGCCCUCCUUUGUUGAGGAGAUGGUUUCUCACACGCAGGCGUAUAUCAGUGGAGCAAGGAAUCGCCUCUCCAGUCAGAUUCCUUUGAUAAUUCUGUUUUCUGUCCUCCAAAAAUUUGGAGAUAACUUACAAAUCACAAUGUUACAUCUUUUGCAAGAAAAAGAAAAGCUAACUUUUUUACUUCAGGAGGAUGGUGAAGUUGCUAAAUACAGGAAUUCACUCAGUCAGCGAGUUAAUCGUCUCACCAAGGCCUGCCAGUAUCUAAGAAACUUUGCCUCUCUGCAGCUUUCUUGAAUUUUUUUUGAAGGGGUUUUCAACUGUUGUUUUCUAGUGUUACUGAAGAAAUCUGUAAAAUCUGCUCAAAUUUUAAUGUGAGCACUGACCUUUAACACUUAUUCUUAGAAUUCUCAAAAUUGUUCCUUCUGCUUUAGUUUCCACAGUAAAUUAAACACAAACACAUAUGCCAAUGUAUGAAGUUAAACACGUUAUCAUAUUUCUAAGCAUUCAUUUUAUGAACUUACUGCAUAUCAUUAAAAUAAUUACUAAAAAGCUA
Messenger RNA from Dromaius novaehollandiae (emu), 3957 nucleotides. Its product is annotated as interferon-induced GTP-binding protein Mx-like. Bases 1524 to 3698 code for a protein of 724 amino acids. Gene Ontology annotation, molecular function: GTPase activity; GTP binding; microtubule binding. NCBI's taxonomy places the organism in Eukaryota, Metazoa, Chordata, Aves, Casuariiformes, Dromaiidae. The transcript is spliced from 17 exons. Gene Ontology annotation, biological process: defense response to virus. The record is from RefSeq and is a predicted model, not a curated record. Gene Ontology annotation, cellular component: membrane; cytoplasm; nucleus.